AACGACCUGUAGACCGGAUCAUUGUGGACGACCACUUUGUUUUGACUAACAGCCUUCACUACGAACAUUCAAGGAUGAUGCUCUCAUUUCGCAACCUCAUACCUAAUGGAAACGGUCAAUUCGAAGCAUCAUGACACCAAGCGCAUUUCGCGACUCGCGCGCGCACUGGUCUCCGCUAGCCAAAUCACCCUCCGUUUCUCGUGGCCUAACAAAGUCCAACACGCGCUUUGCAUCAUCAUCCUAAUUUUCGUGCCAAAUGUGAGAUUGACAGGUUGCCGGUGAUCCGACUUCGCUGCGGGGCGUCCACCACCAUCGUCACUUGUCGUAGCACACGUAU
This is a messenger RNA of Dissoconium aciculare CBS 342.82, 337 nucleotides long. RefSeq lists its product as uncharacterized. The transcript has a single exon. NCBI's taxonomy places the organism in Eukaryota, Fungi, Ascomycota, Dothideomycetes, Mycosphaerellales, Dissoconiaceae. The record is from RefSeq and is a predicted model, not a curated record. Bases 106 to 282 code for a protein of 58 amino acids.